AUGAAGACCGCCGCAACCAUCAUCAUCCUCGCCAUCCAGGCCCUCGGGGCCUUCACCGCCACCGCCGCCAGCCCCGCAGACCUUCCCCUAGGGAUCGAAGUGAUCGAGGACAGCCCCGGUAACCUCGUCGUUCGUGAGGUGUCUUCCAACUCCAACCCUCUGCAGAAGAGGUGCCGUGAGUGCGUGCACCUCGCCGGCAAGUGCACCAUCGGUCACGGCAGCUGCUACGCCCGCGAAAAGGCGAGCUGCACCUGGUGCGGCGACAAGUGCGGAUCCAUCUGCGUCAUGAGUGGCACCAAGUGUUCUGACUGGUGCAGCAAGUAGAAUGGAGUUGGAAACUGGG
This is a messenger RNA of Pyricularia grisea, 343 nucleotides long. RefSeq lists its product as uncharacterized. Lineage: Eukaryota; Fungi; Ascomycota; Sordariomycetes; Magnaporthales; Pyriculariaceae. The coding region runs from base 1 to 324 and encodes 107 amino acids. The transcript is spliced from 2 exons. The record is from RefSeq and is a predicted model, not a curated record.